This is a messenger RNA of Kazachstania africana CBS 2517, 1512 nucleotides long. RefSeq names its product putative GTPase NOG2 (gene NOG2). The transcript has a single exon. The coding region runs from base 1 to 1512 and encodes 503 amino acids. Gene Ontology annotation, cellular component: nucleolus. NCBI's taxonomy places the organism in Eukaryota, Fungi, Ascomycota, Saccharomycetes, Saccharomycetales, Saccharomycetaceae. Gene Ontology annotation, molecular function: GTP binding. The record is from RefSeq and is a predicted model, not a curated record.
AUGGGUACAGCCAAGAAGGAGAAACAGAGAAGAAUCCGUGAGGGAAAUGUUAAAGAUGGAAACCUUAGAGUUAAAGGUGAAAAUUUUUACAGAGAUGGUAAAAGAGUUCAGUUCUUGAACAUGUACAGAAAGGGCUCAGCCAUUAAAAACAAACAUGGUGAUUUAAUUAAGGCUGCUCCCCUUCAAGAUGCUACUAUUCCUACAGCAAGAGUCCAACCAGACCGUAGAUGGUUCGGUAACACUAGAGUUAUCUCUCAAGAUGCUUUAACACAUUUUAGAGAUGCUUUAGGGGAAACUCAAAAAGACACUUACCAAGUUCUUUUAAGAAGAAACAAGUUGCCUAUGUCAUUGUUAGAUGAAAAAGAUACCGCUGAAUCUCCGAGAGCUAAUAUUCUUGAAACAGAGAGUUAUCGUGAUACUUUUGGUCCAAAGGCACAAAGAAAAAAGCCACGGGUGGCAGCGUCAAGUUUGGAAAGCUUAGUAAAGGCUACAGAAGAUGACAACAAAACUUACGAAGAAAAGCAAGAAUUAGAUUCUACAUUAGGAUUGAUGGCUAAUCAAAUCGAUGAAGAAAACGGAUGGUCACAGGCUGCAAAAGAACACAUUUUCAGUAAAGGUCAAUCAAAACGUAUUUGGAAUGAAUUAUACAAGGUUAUCGAUUCUUCCGAUGUCGUAAUCCAUGUUCUUGACGCAAGAGAUCCAUUAGGUACCCGUUGUAAAUCCGUCGAAGAAUAUAUGAAAAAAGAAACACCACAUAAGCAUUUAAUUUAUGUUCUAAAUAAGUGUGAUUUGGUUCCUACAUGGGCAGCUGCUGCUUGGGUGAAACAUCUUUCAAAAGAGCGUCCAACACUUGCAUUCCACGCUUCCAUUACCAAUUCCUUUGGUAAAGGUUCUCUAAUCCAAUUACUACGUCAAUUCUCACAAUUGCACAGUGAUAGAAAACAAAUUUCUGUGGGAUUCAUUGGCUAUCCAAAUACUGGUAAGUCAUCUAUUAUUAAUACACUAAGAAAGAAGAAGGUUUGUCAGGUUGCUCCAAUUCCAGGUGAAACGAAAGUUUGGCAAUAUAUCACAUUAAUGAAAAGAAUCUUCUUGAUUGAUUGUCCAGGUAUUGUUCCACCAUCAGCUAAAGAUACAGAAGAAGACAUUUUAUUCAGAGGUGUUGUGAGAGUGGAGCACGUUUCCAACCCAGAACAAUAUAUUCCAGGUGUGUUGAAGCGUUGUCAGGCAAAACAUUUAGAAAGGACUUACGAAAUUUCCGGUUGGAAGGACUCUACUGAAUUUAUUGAAAUGUUAGCAAGAAAGCAAGGUAGACUUCUGAAGGGUGGUGAACCUGACGAAUCUGGUGUUUCGAAACAAAUCUUGAAUGAUUUCAACAGAGGUAAAAUUCCAUGGUUUGUUAUUCCACCAGAAAAGGAAGAAAGACCAUCUGAAAAGGCCCAGGCAAACAAGAAAAGAUCUGCCGAAGAUGCUCUGGAAGUAAACGCUGAAGAUGCUAAAAAGUCCAAAGUUUAA